Molecule: messenger RNA, 1139 nt
Organism: Asparagus officinalis (garden asparagus)
Lineage: Eukaryota; Viridiplantae; Streptophyta; Magnoliopsida; Asparagales; Asparagaceae
Product: eukaryotic translation initiation factor 3 subunit J-like
Exons: 6
Coding region: 1-777 (258 amino acids)
Cellular component (GO): cytoplasm; eukaryotic translation initiation factor 3 complex
Molecular function (GO): translation initiation factor activity
Source: RefSeq, a predicted model, not a curated record
AUGGGCUUGCCUCAUAUCCAUAUCAUCGACUGGAACUCCAUGAAGACAUUAUCAUCAAUACGUCGAUGUCAUAACCCUACACAUAAUUUUAUUUUUGCAGAAGAUGAAGAGUUUGAACCAUCACUACCAAGUUUGAAAAAUGAGCAGCCAAUAGGCAUGUGGGAUGAUGAAGAUGCAGAAGAUGAAGAUGUCAAGGAGUCUUGGGAAGAUGAAGAACCUAAACAGCCACCCAAACAAGUUCCGAAGGAGGAAAAGACCACAGUGAAGCCUGCUUCCAAAGCUCCAGUGAAGAAAGCAAAGCAACCUGAAUCAAAGGCAGCACAAAUAGCUGAUGAAGUUCUUGCAGAUUCUGUUGCUGAGAAGCUUCGCCAACAAAGACUUGUAGAGGAAGCUGAUUACAAGGCAACGGCAGAACUAUUUGCUAAGAAAGGUGAUGAAAAAUCUCUGGAUAAUUUUAUUCCAAAAUCAGAAAGUGAUUUCUUGGAGUAUGCUGAGCUCCUCUCUCAUACGAUUCGUCUGUAUGAGAAAAGCUUUCACUAUAUAGGCCUUCUUAAAGCUGUUACCAGGCUUUCUAUGACUUCACUAAAAGCAGCAGAUGUUAAAGAUAUAGCUUCCUCAGUUACCGCAAUUGCAAAUGAAAAACUCAAAGCAGAGAAAGAGGCUAAUGCUGGGAAAAAGAAGCAAGGGGGCAAGAAAAAACAGCUUCAUGUGGAUAAACCUGAUGAUGAUAUUGUUACGGGCCGUUAUGAUGAUGUAGAUGAUUAUGACUUCAUGUGAGAAGGAAAAUAGGUUCUCGCUGUGUGUUAUUUGGUGCUGUUGGUUUGGCAUGACUUCAAGGGCGCCAAUUAUUUGCAGCCUGGAUGGCUGAUCAUGGUCGGUUGUCGUUGAAAUUUUUGUGGUUAUCCUGAUUUUUUCUAUUGAACUCGUAUUUAAAUGUCGGAUGAUUAUGCCCUGAGGGUUAGUGUCUAGUUUUCUUGUAGCCCUUGGGCAUUCCAUUAUGUAGCUUGUUGAGAUGUAGGGUUCCGUGGUGUUAAGCUGGUGAGGGGGGUAUGGCCCAACUUGGGUCUUUUGAUGGCUGGCAAAUUUUUUGGGGGUUGGAUAUCAUGUUGAUUUAACAGUAAAGAGGAUUUUUGGGGACA